Messenger RNA from Cryptomeria japonica (Japanese cedar), 996 nucleotides. RefSeq lists its product as uncharacterized. Bases 1 to 996 code for a protein of 331 amino acids. The record is from RefSeq and is a predicted model, not a curated record. Lineage: Eukaryota; Viridiplantae; Streptophyta; Pinopsida; Cupressales; Cupressaceae. The transcript is spliced from 4 exons.
AUGGGUGAUGGAGGAGAAUGCCAGGAUUAUGACUACGAGCCCCCGGAUCUUGAAAUUAGAAAUGUGUUCAAUGGAUUCAGAUAUUUCAUUAGCAGAUACGAUGCGCAAAUACCCACCUCAUUUCUACAACGCUUCGAGGAGCCACCUCUUCCCCAUCACUGCCAACACAGGACGAGGAGUAAAAAUAAUGAUAAUGCUCAUUACACAGCCGCUCUUCAAACUCCCCACAGGUUUGUAAGUGAAAAUGGUCUCCGUCUUUCUUCUACCAGGAAUGAUAUUCAAUCACGCACACUUUUGCCUGCGGUUGGCGCUUCUAGAAGUUUAGUUCAUACCAACAGAGAAAUGGAGCAAGAUAAAGACCAAGAUAAAGAUAGAGAUAGAGAUAUAGAUAGAUACAAAGGCAGAGAUAGGAUUCAAGAUAAAUACAGAAGUAGAAAUAAGGACAGAGAUAAGGACUGCGAAAUGGAGCAAAGCAAAGAUAAAGAUAGAGAUAGAUAUAGAGAUAGAAAUAAGAUUAGAGAUAAAAAUAGAGGUGGAGAUGAGAACUGCAAUAGAAAUAGAGAUAAAGAUAGAGAUAAAGAUAAAGAUAAAAGAAAAUAUAGAAAUGAGAAUGACGAUAGAGAUGACAGAAGGGUAAGUGGCAGUGAUAGUGAUAAAAAAAGGAAAAGAGAUAGUGCUAGUCGCAGUUGCAGUCCUAAUGGACGAAGGGAAUGCCAUAGAAAAAGUGGUGUAGUUGAGCAUAAACAAGCUCAAUUGUCAAACAGAGUUCACAAAUCUUCUUCUCCUCAUCUACCGAGAUACUCAGCUUGCAGAGGGGGUGAAGAGAGAAGAAGAAAUGACAGAGUCAGGGAGAGCCGGAGAGAAGAAGCUGAGGAGGCUCCUAUAGAGGAUACAAAUGAGGUCGAUGUAAGUCUUUCCUUUUACCUUCAUAGCAUUUUCAGGGACAAAAUGGUUUAUUCAGCCAGUGCAUUGCAUUCAAUGUACAUGGUUGUGUAA